Candidozyma pseudohaemuli is the source of this 315-nucleotide messenger RNA. RefSeq names its product dithiol glutaredoxin (gene TTR1). The transcript has a single exon. Gene Ontology annotation, cellular component: cytoplasm; nucleus. Bases 1 to 315 code for a protein of 104 amino acids. Gene Ontology annotation, molecular function: glutathione disulfide oxidoreductase activity. The record is from RefSeq and is a predicted model, not a curated record. NCBI's taxonomy places the organism in Eukaryota, Fungi, Ascomycota, Pichiomycetes, Serinales, Metschnikowiaceae. Gene Ontology annotation, biological process: cellular response to oxidative stress.
AUGGUUUCCGACGCCACCAAGACCAAAGUCAACAACUUGAUCAAAGAGCACCCUGUGGUGAUCUUUUCAAAGGACUACUGCCCAUACUGCUCCAAGACCAAGAGCACUAUUUCCGCUCUCACCGACCUGGCCUACAUUUUGGAGAUCAACACCAUCCCUGACGGCGCCGAGAUCCAGGACUACUUGUACGAGAUUUCUCAGCAGAGAACUGUCCCCAAUGUGUACAUCAACGGCCAGCACGUUGGUGGCAACUCGGAUGUUCAGGAGUUGAAGUCCCAAGGUAAAUUGGACGGCUUGCUUAAGGCUGCCCUUUAA